Messenger RNA from Myotis davidii, 2057 nucleotides. RefSeq names its product coiled-coil domain containing 38 (gene CCDC38). Gene Ontology annotation, cellular component: centrosome. The record is from RefSeq and is a predicted model, not a curated record. Lineage: Eukaryota; Metazoa; Chordata; Mammalia; Chiroptera; Vespertilionidae. The transcript is spliced from 13 exons. The coding region runs from base 147 to 1526 and encodes 459 amino acids.
GUGAACUGCAGGCACCCAAUUACAGUCAAGAUAAACAGUAUGGCCUGAAAAGCCCUUGCAAAUAAGAGAUCUGCAGAAGCAAAAAGGAAGAGAGUGCACUGUCGUUCUCCCUGGUCGCUGUUAAUUAUAGAGGACCAGGAGACAAAAUGUCAUCAUACCUUUGGCCGAUAUCACUGAUUUCUGAAGAUAGAGGAACCGAUCAGUCAAUCAGAAAGGGAAGGCCAUAUAAGAUCUUUUUCAAAGAUCUCUUUCUUUUCAAAGAAAAUGAAAUAGAAGCAAGGAGGAAGGAAAAAGACCUGAACCGCAGCAGGAAAUUGCACCAAAAGUCGACGUUUUCAUCUCGAAUGAAGAGUCGUUCACACCUGAGUGAAAUAGCAUUCGCUGAUGCAGCUGCUUCCUCGUUUGAAAAGUUUGGGCUGGACCCCACUCUUGUUGUCAGAAUAACAGAAGGUGCAGACGCAAGAAGGUCUCUCCAUGAAUUUAUUAAUGACCAGAGAGACAGGUUUCUGCUCCAGUAUGCUGUGUCAAACAAAAGGAAUACAAUCACCAGGUAUGAUAAGCACAUAAUGACGAAGGAACGGCAAAUCAACAAGGCAGAAAUAAAGCUCCAAGAAGACGCCAUUGCCUUUGAAGAGUUCCUUCGAGAAAACGACCAGAGAUCCGUAGACGCCCUUAAAAUUGCAGCACAUGAAACUAUAAACAAACUCCAAAUGACGGCGGAGCUCAAGAAAGCGACUAUGGAGGUGCAGGCGGUGAAAAGCCAAUCUGAAAGUUCAGAAGACAGUUUGGAAUGCUUGAUAGAUGAUGAAAUGGACUUUGAAAUGGAGCCAGAGCUGUAUUUCAAAGAACCAGAAGAGCUACUUCAGGUCCUCACGGAGCUGGAGGAGCAGAAUCUGACCUUGGUACAGUAUUCCCAAGAUGUAGAUGAAAACCUUGAAGAAGUGAAUAAACGAGAAAAAUUUUUACAGGAUAAAAUAAAUUCAAACAUCGAGUUCCUUUUGGAGCAGAAGGAAGUGCUUAGAGAUAACUGCGUGAGAGAAGAGGAAAAAGCAGCAGAGCUGGAGUUAAGGUCCAGGCUAUUUAGUUUUGGAGAAUUUAAUUCAGAUGCCCAGGAAAAACUGAUAGACUCUCUUAGUAAAAAAAUUAACCAAGUCUACAGAUUCUGCAUCGGAGAUGGUGAGGUUGGCAGCCUCAACCCACUCCAAAAGCUGGUAAAAGUAGAGUCUCGCCUGGUGGAACUGAGUGAUCUCAUUGAUGCCAUUCCCAAAGAAAAUGUGGAGGCAAUUGAGAGGAUAAAACAAAAAGAACGACGGCAAAAGUUUCGUGAAGAGAAAAUGAGAGAAAAACAAAAACACCAAGAAGAAAGGCUAAAAGCUGCUCUGGAAAGAGCAGUAGCACAACCAAAGAAAAAGCUGGGAAGAAGACUUGUCUGUCGUUCAAAACCGUUAUCUGAUAGCAAACAUCGACUACUUUUAGUCAAGGAUACAAGAGUAAAAUCAAUAGAGGAAGAGUAUUUUUUCACUUGAAUAGAAGCAGUAAGGCCAAAAUGUUUUAGGCAUAUUUUAAAAAUUCUGGUUUACAGUAAUGGCAAUAUUCUGCCCCAUAUGCUUGCCUAAUCAAUGUGAUUUAGACAUGCCCUUGUUCCAAAGGUUAUAGGAUUGGAAAUGGGGAGUUAUUUCCUUUUGUUGAAGGCUUUUUAUUAUCCAUUGCCUAAGUAUUAUUCUAAACAUUAUACACCUAUACUUCGAUUUGUCCAAGUUGGGGAUACACAUCCAAAGUUAUUUUAUUGAUGUAACUAUACGGUUAAUGACCAUUAAACCGCAAUAGUGGCAUCCUCUGACAUGAGACUUUGAGGUUAUGUCUCAGAACAUAAUUGUGAAACUGGUUUUUAAUUCAUAUUAAGGAGUACUGUUCAGAAACUUAAUCCUCUUAAAUGAACAAACCCAACUGUCUUCAACCUAAAUGUCAGUUCACAAUUUCUGUUGUGCUGUAUAUCCACAAUCAUUUUCAUUUUUGUUGAUGUUUCAUUUUAGCUAUAUGUGUAUACUAUUUAAGCG